This is a messenger RNA of Benincasa hispida (wax gourd), 1009 nucleotides long. NCBI's taxonomy places the organism in Eukaryota, Viridiplantae, Streptophyta, Magnoliopsida, Cucurbitales, Cucurbitaceae. The record is from RefSeq and is a predicted model, not a curated record.
ACAAAACAUGGCGUUGCUCGAAAUCGUCAAUAUCUUUCAAGAGACGUUUGAAAUCAUCCUCACAUGGAGAAAAAUUUUCAGCCAAAUCGCUCUUUCAUUAAUUCUACCUCUUACCUUCAUCUUCUUGGCUCAUAUGGAGAUUUCUAAUCUUCUCUUUGGCAACUUCUUCUACCAACUAUCAUUUCUACACAAAAACAACCAAGAUCAAGAUGUUCGCAAAUACAAUGAACUAUCUGAUCUCAUCACCCCCAAAUUCACCUUCUUUUGGCUCUUCAACAUCUCUUACAUCGUCUUCCUCUUCGUUUUCUCUCUCCUUUCGACCUCCGCCGUCGUUUAUGCCGUCGCUUGCAUACACACAGGUCGAGAGAUAUGUUUCAAGCAGAUCAUCAGCAUCGUGCCCAAGGUUUGGAAGCGACUUGUAGUCACGUUUUUCUGCAUUUUCGCCUCGUUUUUCGCCUACAAUCUGGUCGCAGUAUUUGCUUUCAUUUUGCUUCUUUUCAUUCUCCUACUACAAUAUGGGCCAUAUGGGGAUGUCAAUGGUUCAAUCUUCGUUGUCUUCUUCAUUCUCUACUUCGUCGGCUUAUUAUAUUUAAGCAUCGUAGUUCAACUUUCGAGUGUUGUAUCGGUUUUAGAAGAGUCGUGUGGAUUUAAAGCAAUGGCAAAGAGCAAGGCACUAUUGAAGGGAAAGAUGUUAUUAGCUACAGUCAUGUUGUUGCUUAUCAAUAUCUCUUUGGUGAUCAUUCAACAAGCUUUUUUGAAGUUCGUGGUCCAUGGAGUCUGGUUUGGAAUGGUUGGGAGGGGUAUUUUGGGAAUAGUCUGCUUGUUCUUGCUUUUGAAUUUCUUCUUAUGGCAGCUGGUGUUGGAGACAGUGUUGUAUUUUGUCUGCAAAGAACACCACCAAGAGAUUAUCGACAAGUCGGCGCUAUCGAAUCAUCUUCAAGUUUAUUUGUUGAAUGGGUAUAUCCCUUUGACACACAAAAAUAUUGAGCUUGAAAAGCUUGAAGUUUGA